AAGAAAACCCCAAUCGGGUAAACUCGCUGUACCGCCAUCUGAAGACAGCGGACACACACGUCAUUAUCACAAAACGUCAGGCCCAUUUCCGUCAUUUGAUUCACCUUCUUCCUCGAACUCCCACCAUCACCAUUCACACCCUCACUGCCACUCUCUCUCUCCUCACCAGUCCUCCAUCACUCUCUCUCUCUUCUCGCAAUUGCAACUCUAACUUCUGCAGCUGCUGCUAAUACUUCCUCUCUGUAAAAAGCCCAAAAAUGGGUAGCCGAAUCCCAUCUCACCAGCUCAGCAGCGGGCUGGUAGUGUCGGGCCGACCCGAGCAGCUAAAAGAGCGCCAACCGACAAUGGCAUCACGCGCCGUCCCAUACACUGGUGGUGAUGUGAAGAAAUCUGGAGAGCUAGGCAAAAUGUUCGACAUACAAAUUGCCGAUCAUCCUCUUUCUGCCCCAUCCAGCGGACCUCCUCCUCCUUCCAAGCUCUCAGGCUCACGCCCUUCCUCCUCCUCCCAACAUAACAGCGGAUCCGUCCGAUCGGGGCCCAAUUCCGGUCAGAUUUCUAAGAAAUCCUCCGGCCCCUUGACUCCACAGCUCCAGGUAACUGGCCUUAUCACCUCCGGCCCAUUGGGCUCGGGUCCACUAAGCUCCGGGCCCAGGAGGUCGUCCGGCCAGCUGGAACAGACGGGGUCGAUGAGCAAAAGCAAAGUGGUUUAUGGGUCGGCGGUUACCACCUUAACCGACGAGGUCAAGGUGGGGUUUCGUGUGUCGAAGGUUGCGGUGUGGGUGUUCAUGGUGGUGGCGGCGAUGGGGUUGCUAGUGGGUGGGUUUCUGAUGGUGGCCGUCAAGAAAUGGGUGAUUCUGGUGGCGGUGGCGCUCUUUCUGUUGCCAGUGUUGGUGGUUAUUGUCUGGAAUUUCGCGUGGCGAAGAAGAGGGCUGCUAGGGUUUGUGAGGAGGUACCCAGAUGCUGAGCUCAGAGGUGCCAUUGACGGACAGUACGUCAAGGUUACAGGGGUUGUUACCUGUGGCAGUAUUCCUUUGGAAUCAUCCUACCAAAGGGUACCUAGGUGUGUAUAUGUUUCCACCGAGUUGUGUGAAUCUAAAGGAUGCUGUGUGCGCAAGUCCGAGAAUAAAAAAUCUAGACAUUCAGAGAAAUAUGUAUCUGACUUCUACAUAUCAGACUUCCAAUCGGGUUUAAGAGCAUUAGUGAAAGCUGGCCAUGGAGCCAAGGUUGCCCCAUUCGUAAAACCAGCUACUGUGGUGAACAUGACAAAGGAAAACAAAGAGUUAUCUCCAAGUUUUUUGCGCUGGCUUGGUGAGCGCAACCUGUCUACCGAUGACCGUGUAAUGCGCCUCAAAGAAGGGUAUAUUAAAGAGGGCAGCACUGUAAGUGUGAUGGGGGUUGUCAGACGCCACGAUAAUGUGGUCAUGAUUGUUCCUCCAACGGAGCCUGUGUCAACAGGCUUUCAAUGGUUUCGCUGCCUUCUCCCGACCUAUGUUGAAGGUCUCAUUCUGACGUGCGAUGAUAAUCAGAAUGCUGAUGUGGUUCCUGUGUAGAUAUAUUCAGUUUCAUGAUAGUUGUUUUUAGAAGUGGGAUUUGCAUGUAAAAAUAUGAAAGGCUAAAACCAAAGGAAAAAGCACAUACGACAACCGGCUCUGUUCUUUCCUUUCGUGGUUAAGUGUAUGUAAGCCUAAAGAUGCAGUUCAGAAAGACUGAGGAUAGCUUACUCUGGAUUAAUAUGCUGUGGAGGUGGUAAUGUAAUAGGGCAAAAAGGCCCGACGACCACCCUUUGAAGAAGUUUGUAGAUGAUGGAUGUAACGUCGGAAAUCAGGAUGCUCUGAUUUCGUGUACAUAAGUCAUAGCUUCAUAGAGUGCCCAAAGGGGUGCCUUUCGUCUGAUGCUCGAUUGCAGUACACAAAGUAGUUACUAGGGUUUUCUGUGGUUUCCUUUUUUUUUUUUUUUGGUUAUAAACCGUCUGGCCUCACGUGUAUUUGUAUUUCAUCUUGUAAUGUGUAUUGUUUGUGACAAGAAGGAAAUGUUAAUAUUCUAUUAAGCA
This is a messenger RNA of Malus domestica (apple), 2050 nucleotides long. RefSeq lists its product as uncharacterized. The record is from RefSeq and is a predicted model, not a curated record. NCBI's taxonomy places the organism in Eukaryota, Viridiplantae, Streptophyta, Magnoliopsida, Rosales, Rosaceae.